UUAUCCGUGAAUUUUAUCUGAGUUGAGUUGAUUCUCGGAGGGAAAUUGUACCGAAUGUGACAUGGUUCGUGGAAAACGAGCAGAGAAUGUAAAGGUCCCUACUUUGUUUACGUAGGGGAAAUAUGAUUUUAUGUGUAAAUUUUAUUUUAUUAUUUUAAUUGUUGUGUUAGUGUUUGAACUGGAACAUACAUGAAAGUCACAGUUUUCAAAAGAUGUAAAAAGCUGAACUAUUCGAGUCAGUUAGAGUAUGGAGGUGGAUAGACGGAGAAUUGCUAUGGCUUCUGAAUUCAUGUCUCGAAUAUUUCAUCGUUUUGUUAUUUUGUUAGUUUACUACAGUUUUAGCUUCACGUUGACAUUUGUAAAUUAUGUUGAUCGGAGCCGAGCUAUUCAGCCUUUAAGCAUUCAGCCACCCAUAGAAAGCAGUAUCACAGAAGAUCCAUUAGCUGCGUUACUUCCACAUUAUAUUAAAAAGUCAAAUGUUGACCCAUACUUAACACGAAAUGUGACUACUCAAGUUGGAAAGACUGUGUAUCUUCACUGUAUAGUGAAUCUUGUUGGAGACAGAACGGUAUCUUGGAUCAGGUUAAAAGAUUUUCACCUUUUAACUGUGGGAAAGUAUACUUACACCAGUGAUACCAGAUUUCAGUCAGUAUAUGUUGGUAUCUCCAAUGACUGGGCUUUGCAAAUCAAGUAUCCGCAGGUUUCAGAUGAAGGUUUAUAUGAAUGCCAAGUCAGCUCAUUUCCUUCAAAAAGUGUAUAUUUUCGGUUAUGGGUUGUUGUUCCUCAAGCAAGAAUACUUGAAGGACCUGAUAUGUAUGUUGAAGUUGGAAGCGCCAUUAAUUUAACAUGUGUCAUUGUGGAUAGUCCUGAAGCUCCGGCAUAUGUUUUCUGGUACCACGAUGGUCGAAUGAUUAAUUUUGACUUCACUCGUGGAUCAAUCACUGUACAAAAAGGUGGAGGAGAUACUGCGGUCAGCCGAUUACGUAUCAAAGAUGCUCAACCUUCUGAUUCGGGAAAUUAUUCGUGUAGUCCUUCAAAUGCUGAUAUUGUUAGCACCAUUGUAUAUGUUGUUAAAGGAGAAAAGCAAGCAGUCGUUCAGAACAUUGAAGGAUCUGCUACUCAGAAAAGUUUUGAAUUAAAUGUCAACAAUUUAUUACUUUUCAUUGGAAUAGUAAUAGCAUGUUUCCUAAGAAGAUGACCAUCUGAAAUGUGAAACAUUUUUCUAGGAAGGCUCGAAGGUGAUGAAUUGAAAGAAGCAAAAUGUGUGAAGAAAGGUCAUUCUCUUUGCAUGUCAUUCUUUGCAUUUGCUUAGAAAGACGAACAUAUUUCAUGUGUGUGAUUGUGAAAGAUCAAAAAGACAAUUAACUGGAAUGUUUUAAGUGUAAUUUAUAUGGAAAGUUCUAAGGGAUGAAUUCCGAAAUACUUGUUGAUUCUGUGGAUGUGAGGUAAAAUGUAUUUUCCCAAUCCAUAUGAAUUCUUAUUGUUCAUGUUUUAUUUUUUCCCUGAAAUGAUGUGUGUUUUAACAGGAAGUAUAUAAGUAUGAUUUUAAUCGACUUUGUUGUAUGUAUAUGAUCUCACAAUUCUGUUAAACCUUGUUCCUGAUAAAUUAUGAGCUUCUAGAGUUUUUUUAUUAGAAUUAUAUUUAUAUAUAUGUAUAUAAUAUACACAAACCCCUUUAUCCAUGAUUUAUUAGAAAAGUUGUGUUAAGUUUCUAAUUAAUACUUUACAUUAUUUUCUUUUAUGGUGCUAUAACUAUUUUAAAGAAACUGUUCAAUUUUAUUUCAUGUUAUGUCUUUAUUUGUAUGAUCUUUGUUUGUCCUUGCAUUUGAAUUUUGGGCAAGCCAAAUUAUGCUCCUUUAAAAUCAAAUUUUACUGGGAGAACUAGUAAUUAUAUUUCUUUGAUAAUAAAGUUUGUCAUAGAUGAAAAGCAAGACAAAAUAAUGGUAAAUAUUUUAAUUUUACUUUAAAAUAAAUAUUUUUGUUGAAUUUAAAUAUACAGUUAACUCCCAGUUAUCUAGAGUGAAUUAAUCACAUUCUUUCAACAAAAAAAAAAAGUUUGUUUAUUGUAAAAUAAUGAGAAAAUUACUAUUGCAGGCCAUCAGCAUAAAAUCAAUGCUAACAGAUGAUGUCAUAUUAUUUCAGAGUUAUUUUUAUCGACAACAGUUCAUAAUUUAAUUGUACAUGAUCCUGAAUAUAAGCAUUGAACAAAUUUUAAUCAACCCUUUUUACAUGAUUUUGAUCUCCAUAACACUGUUCAACUUCUUUUGCAAAAUAUUGCUCAUAAACUGCUUUUAUAAUAUAGUUAAUUUCUAAUGAUAUUUAUUCUGUCAUUAUUUACAGUUUGUUCUUUUUAAUACCGAUUUAAGUUUUACAACUAAAUUAAUACACUCUGCAGGUUAAAUUGUCUAAAAGCAAUGAUAAACUGUGAAUAGUAUUUUUCUUCAAAUUACAGUACAAAAUGAAUUCCCUUUCUUGUAAUUUAAAUGUCAUCAUUAGGGAGUUGACUGUACAAUAUUUUAAAGAAUGCAAAUAUAAUUAUGAAGCAUUUAAAGCCUUUUCCUUGUGUAUCUAGUCAUUUAUUGGUAGUGUUACAAUUGUUUGUUUUAUGCAAUAUCUUAUUUUCCAAAAUAUUUUUUGCUGUUAGUAUUUGAGAUGUAUACUUAAUUUAUCUGAUCAAAUGCAAGUAAUUAGUAUAUCUCUUAUUAGUGGAUUGUUGAAUUAAUUUUGUUUUCAUUUAUAAUAUUAAUCAGAGUUAUUUCAUUAUAUGGUUCAGAGAUAACUACAGGAAUGCUAGGUUUUGUAUCUAUUCUGUGAAAAUAAAUAGUUGUAUUUCAACAAAUAAUUACAUUGACUGAGUAUAGUUUUGUAGAUUGCAAUUUUACAGAGGUGCAAAAUAAAUUAAUUUUAUAAUGCUAUUUGUAAACGUUCAGAAGAAAAUUUAAUAAUUAUGAAUGCACAAUUCAUGACACCUAUUAUCCACUCACUGUCUGUAGCUAUAUCAAAUGCUAGAAAAGUAUUUAUAAAUUCUGUAAAAUAAAGUUUUCUGACUGAUUUCUGUAUUUUUAUAAUAAUGAAGUAUUCAGUUUGUUUUGAGUACAAUUACUCUAAAAUUCUGAAUGAGAAGCUUUCCGUUCAAAACGUAUUUCAGCAAAUAGUUCCUAAUUCCUUGGAAAUAGUAUUAAUCUUCAUUAUAAAUGUUAAAUUCUGUCUACAUUUAAAGGGGAAAAGAAAAAAAAAAAAUAAUACUGUACAUACAGUAUCAUGAGGGAAGAGAGAUAUUUUGCUGUGGUUAGAAUUUUUGAAGUCAACUGAAUGAAAAUAAGAUUUUGGAAUUUUUUUUUUUAAUUUUCAGGCUCUCUCUAAUAUUCAAUAAUUGGAAAUUUUGAAUAUAUUUUAUUUGAAAAAUCAUAUAUAUUAAUCUUGUAUCCUGCAUUGCAGUUAAUGUAUGAUGUAAAAACCGUUACAUCAUUUUAUAUGAAAUUGUCUUUUACUCACUAUUUCUGAAAAGAUGCUGUGUACUUUUUGUUUUAAAUUUUCUUUCUUCUUUCAACUGGUGAUACAUUGCCAUCUGAAUGGUAAUGGGACCUGAUGUAUGAAAUCAGAAACCUCCUCCCUCUAAUUUUUUCGAUGUGGUAACUUUCAGUGAUUCCUGUUACAUUUCAUAUAAAGUAUUUCGUGAGAUAACCUUUUAAUUUAAUAUUUUUUUAUUCAAAGGUACGUAAACAAAAUAUAUUUUCUCUUUUUAUGUAUUUUGUUUUAAUGGUUUUAAUUUAGUAUUUGUUACAUAAAAUAUAAAUUUGCACAUUUUAAAUUAGGAUCGUGGUCUUUUUCUGAAAGCUGAAAAAAAGAGAGUAAAGAAUUGUUUUUUUGAUUUUGUUAUAAACUAAUUAGAGAUAAAACAAAAUUAAUGCAAAUGAAUAGUUUAUCAAUUCAGUAAUCAAAUAUAUGAAAAAAUUGUAGAAUUAAAAAAUCAAAUUUCUUUUAAUCUAUGAAAAAUCAUUUCCUGUGACAGGUUCUGCUUCUAAUUUUAUAUUCUUAAAAUCUGAAAUUGGAGGGGGGAAUUACAUAUUGUAGAUUAGUUAGUUCUAGGAGGAUUUAAAGACUCCUAUCCCAUUAGCCCCAAAAAAUUAAUUCUGAAUGCUAAAAACUGUUUAAAAAUAAACUCAGCCUAAUUAUAGUUAUAUUUUAAAAUGCAAUAAGCAAAGUAUCAAAACUCAGUUAAAGCACUUUUAUGAAGGUAGCAUCAUAAGUCCAAUUAUAUAGCAUUUCUCUUUUGAUUAAUUAUCUUACAUGCCAUAAUAAAUUAUUUUUGACAAAAAAAAAAAAGGGUGGGUGGGUUGUUUUAAGUCAACUCCUGUGGGCACAGAAUGAGCAUAGUAAUAGAUAAUUUGGCAUCGAGUAUGAAAAACUGCUUUUUUUUUUUUAUAUAUUUGGUAAAAUUUUUAUCUUUGUGCACCUCUGAAAUUUGAAUUCUACUUUGGCUGUCUUUUUAAAAUGAGCAAAAUAUUGUUUAUCCUAACUGAAAGACUAUUUUUAAUGUUAUAUUUAUGCUAUUAUCAAAAGCUGUAUUUUACAGAAAAUUUUAAACUCAAGAAGUGUCAUUUUUUUUUUUUUUUAAAUUCAUGUUCAAGUGAGUUAUUUUUUGUUACUGAAACUGUUUAUUUAAAUUGCAUUUAUUACUGAAAUGCAUUUAUUAUUUGUAACAUAUUUUGUGCAUGGUUUUUAAAUCCCAUAAGAAAUUAUAUUUAAUCAGUAAUGUUGGAAUAAAAUUAGUCCUAUUUCUUAAUGUUGUUGAACUGCAUUGUUGUUGCAGUUGUUACAUAGAGCGAUAACUUUGCUUUACGAACAAAGAAUGAUGAUGAGAGAAUUUCUGCUCAGAAUCUUCAUACAUUGAACUAUGUUUUCUCUUAAACUUUUGAGUAGUACUUAACUAUGGCUCUACUAGUCAUAACAUAUAUUAUACAAAUUUUAUUAACUUUGUUGGUGUUGCGUGAAAAAUGUAUUAUAUGAUCUCUAGAGUUGAAUUUGAAUUGUAUCUGCCGUCAUUGUAACAAAGUACAAUUUUAAGUUAUUUGUUCUGUACAGAAAGGUGUAAUAAAGUUGUUAUUGUAUUGAUUAA
Messenger RNA from Stegodyphus dumicola, 5119 nucleotides. Its product is annotated as opioid-binding protein/cell adhesion molecule-like. Gene Ontology annotation, cellular component: neuron projection membrane. Gene Ontology annotation, biological process: synapse organization. NCBI's taxonomy places the organism in Eukaryota, Metazoa, Arthropoda, Arachnida, Araneae, Eresidae. The record is from RefSeq and is a predicted model, not a curated record.